CAGCAGAGAGCGCGCCGGGCGCGCGCGCGCGUGGCUCUCUGCUUGUGGCUGUGCAGCGGGGUCAGUCUGGGGAAGUUUCGGGGCUGCCUCGGGCGCCCCAAAGCGAAAAAAGAAAGACCAAAUGGCAAAACAAUCUUCAGAUUUGAAUUCUGAGUGCGAUAGAGAAGGCAGACAAUUGCAGCCUGCAGAAAGGCCAUCUCAGCCUCAACAUCUUCGACCUGGGGCCCCUACCUCCUUACAAACUGAGUAUCAAGGUAAUCAUUCAGGCAAGCGGGACGGCUCUUCACCCAGUAGCCCUCAGGGACCAUUGGCACCACCCUCCAGCCCCAGCCCAUUUGCUACCAGAUCCCCGUUGUUCAUGUUUGUAAGAAGAUCCCCACUGCUGUCCAGAUCUUCCAGUGGGUAUUUCUCUUUUGACAUCGACAGGAGUCCUGUACCUAUGAGCUGCGACAGGGCCACGCAGACUCCAAGUCUCCCCUGCCAAGCCUUCAAUCAUUAUUUGAACGCAAUGGGUAAGCAAGAUCAUAAUGCUUCCAGGCGGCAGUCACAGUCAAUGCCUGAAGAUACACGGACAGAAAUAUUGAUCGCACAGGAAUUACGGCGCAUUGGAGAUGAAUUUAAUGCUUCCUACAGUCCAAGAAGAGGUUUCUUGGAUUACCAACCAGUAAACCGCCCGAUUGUAAUUUUGCGCCUGUUGCAUUACAUUGUCCGCCUCAUAUGGAGAAUGCAGUGACUAAUGCCUAAAGAGGCAAUUGGGAUUGUUUACUCAUUUCCAGCAACAGCAACUAUGAACAGUGUCUUUGUAUGCAGCUAGCAAGUCUUUCCUGACUUCAAAGGACAUCUAGCAGAUGAAAGGAGUGAGAGGACUCCAUAUCAGGCAAUUUUUGCCUUUUUCUGAGAAAAGUGAGUUUUUUAGAUGGAUGUUCAUUGUUAUAAGAAACAGACAUUGAACCUGAAGAAGCAGGAUUUUAUCUUUUUUUGUUGUUGCUGAAACCUGUUCUCCCUCUCUUUUUUUUAACCUGCUAUAUAAAGCUUUCAAGAAAAUAAUUGAAUCAUGUUAUGUUCACUUUUGGAAACUCAUAUGUUGCUCUUGGUUAUAUCCAACAGUGGAAUUGACUGGGCCAGCUGUUUUGGUAAAGCUGCCUUAGUUUUUAUAUAAACAAUUUACUGUACAGCUUUUUUUUUUCUUCUGAAGCAGCGAGAGGCUGGACUCUGGUAACAGGCGCUCUGUUCAUUCCAGAUCACUUUCAUGCACAGGGGACUAAUCAUAAGCGAAGCUGGUGGACGCAAGAAGGAAAGGUUUUGAACUGAAACGAGUGGUUGCUCUGGAAGAGAUUCCCAUGCCACCUGAAAUGCAGAUGUCUCGUGUGUCUUAUACAGAAAUGAAUUUACAAGAAAUACACACCCAUCUGCUGUUAAUGUACCCUUUUGGAUCUUCCACUGCUUACACCUCUUGCAGCCCAGAGGGAGAAAUCUUGAAUUUGCUUUGAAACUGUGAAAAUUUUAAUUCCCCAAAUAAUAACACCAAGGUUGCCUUUUACAAUUUUCUUCCUACUUGUACAGAUAAAUGUGUUUAUUCUAGAAUGGGAGGGGGUGGCGGCAGUGUAGCAAUAAGUCAUUGCAUGUGGGUGAAAGCAGUUCCUACACCUGUGCAAUAUUGCCCCAUAGUUAUGAGGACCUACUGCAUAACUUCAGGCACUGUCUUGAUCCUCGAUUUGGUUAUUUUACUGUUUAAAUCCAAUUUGUUUUUUUCCUAAAGAAGAAAAAAAAACCUCUGGAUUUGGUUAUUGCUGCCUUUCGUAAAAUCUAUCAUAAUAAGAGGUGACCUGAUAACCAUAAUGUGGAAUGUAUAAGGACUACUGACUUGCUACAUGGUUUAAGGUCAACAAUAGCACAGUAUUCAGAUUAAUCACAGAGGGUCAAAAGAUAAGCAGGAACAAAUUUUCUGCUAGUUUAAAAGAUGGUGACAUCUUUUAACUGUGGAAUAUACUUUUUCUUCUGAUGCUGCCAGCUUCAUAUGAACAGUGCAAGGGACUGGCUGUGUUGAUCCAGUAUGGGCUCUUAAUAUCUUGUGAUGAUCUUAAUUAGGAUUAUUUGUUCUUUUGAAAAAAACGUGAACCAAGGAGGACCCAAACUGGAUUGUGCAACUGGAAUAGAUUAUGCAAAUUAAGGACAGUGAUUCUGUUAAUCACAGGGAGACAUAAGAAUAUUGAUUCUCAAACAACAGUCCAGAAGAUAACAGAAGCUAAAAUGUAUCUUGAGAAAUUAAACCACCAUAUAGGAUGCUUAUUAGACCAAGGAAGCCCAGGUGUAAUGAUCUCCCCGUAUGGUUUUCUGCCAGUAUCUGUCUUUGUGAGGAAAGGGUUAAGGGUGGCAACAUUUCCCAGACAGCAUGGCCCUAUUCCUGAGUCCCAACUGGGUAGAGGAGGAGGGCAGAAAGCUGGGAAGCAGUAUUAACUGCACUGUUCUGCAGUUGCAAUGAGGGAGUUCUUGGAGCUGAUUUGAUAAUGAAUAUAGAGGUAGUGUAAAGCAGUAUGCGCCUGCAGAAAAUUACCUUGUGCCCCAGGGUUCAAAAGUUUGGGAAGCAGCAGGAGUUCUGCAGGACCCUGAAACUCCACACUUUGUCCAUUGGAAUUUAGCCUAACCCUCGAUUGGCUUCAGAAACUUUCUGUGUGGGUAUGAGGUAGCACAUCUGACAUUGUGAAAACAUUUCCAGGCUUAUCUUUGCAGUUGCAAGGGCUAGAAAAAUUGCUGGUUUUAUUAAAAUUCUCAGGAGAAUUCUGUGCCCAACACCAAAUUUGAGGCUUGUGCAGAAUCAUGGAUUUCACACAAUCCACCCAUCUCCAAAAUCAAAUAGCAUUCCACUAAAGCAGAUUGGAGCAAGCAUUUAGCAGAGAUGUGCAUGUUGACUUCCUUUUUCUGCCAAGAAACCAUUGCUUCUGUGAAAUCACUCAUCAUUAUACUUCCAGAUUAAUUGGUAAUAUAAUAAAUUUCUUCAAUCUAACUUUCCAAACUAGUAAUAAUUCUGAAUAAUUUAAUGGCCAAUAUAUUUUAGGAAAAAACUCCACCAGGAAGUGUUGUGAUUUUAUAGGAGGGGAAAAAAUCUCUAACCUAGCAACCUGUGCUGUACCACGUUAUGGUCAAGUAGUUCAUCAAGUAGUUCAUUUAUGGAUUUGGACAGAGGCAACUGUAAGACUAGCUCCCUGGGAAUGCAUUGUUGCUUAAAGUAUUGUGUAUACAAGUGCCCCUUAUUCCAUAUUCUGCCCAAAUCAUUUUAUCUGGCCAUUUUUAAGUUGCAUAUAAUGGUGCAGAGACUUUGCAUAAAACCGUGGUUCAUUUGAAUCUUAUUUGAAACAUGUUUCUAAAUGCUAUAGCUCCUAUUUCUGGUUUCACCAGCACCACUGAAAAUGUAACCUCUUUCAAAAAGUUGCAGCCUGCCUUGAGCUGUAUCUAAGCCUUCCUAAGUGCUAUUACAGAAUUUCUGAAAUUUGUCAAUUACAACCUUAUAAUCUCUCCAUAUUGCACCAUAUAUUACACUGGACAUCAGUGCCUGGGAUAUAUGAAACGUUUUCUCAUUUAGUCCAGACUACUCCCAUACUACCCUACCCUUCUAUAAAGACCAAGGGCCAAAUUGCACACUUUGUACUUUAAUCUUAAAAAGCAGCUGGGGAGGGGGUGUCUAUGUAAGUGAGAAAGAUUACUGUCACAGCACUGGAACAGCUAGAUUUAACCCUUUCCCUUUAUGCCAUUUUUUCAGAUAAAAAUGACCCCUGCAUCAAGUUGCUUUCAUCCCCAAUAGAGGGGGAAAGACAGACACAUAUUUUGUCUUUUUUCCUCACCUGCUGGGGCUAAUAGCAACUGAGAGGGGAUUUUUUUUCCAAUGGGAAACAGUCUGGUGAAGUUAACACACCUGUCCCUAUACCAUAGUCCCAUUCCAAAUAACACCCUUCUCUACAAAUGCUUUUUAUCAUUAAAGUACAUGUUAAAAGAUCUGAUCAUGGAUUCCGAACAUAGCAUGGAGCUUGGUCCUUAAGACUACAGGAUCAGAAUACAUCCUGGAGUCCUGAUCUAGACAGAUGCAUGUGUAAGGAUGAACUGCCUGUGCACAUCUGCAUACUUUUAGAGGACCAGUAGGCAGAUAGCACUCUCUUUUUUGAUAGCAACAAUUGCUUUUGGAUGACGAGGGAGAAUGGAAAGCUGUGCUGGAGUUAGUUUCCUGUCCUUCCAAAAAAGAGAGAUGGAACUAUCAGAGUUGACUGCAUGUAUAGCUUCCCUUUCACUGCAGGGAAUUACACAUAUAUCCUGAAUGGCUGGGCUCAAAAAACUGAGUGCAAGAAAUUGCAUGCAGCAUUCUUGUAUAGUUACAAUUUCAGAUCCAGCAAAAGAAGCAUAGAUCUCGAACCCCAGGAUAAGUUUUCCCUUUCCUCCUUUACUGUGUAAUCCGCCUUGGGUCUCAGUGAGAAAGGCGGUCUAUAAAUGACAUAAAAUAAGUAAGUUUCAUGCAGAAACUUCAACAGUGCUAAUAGGAAUUUGGUCCAUCUGAUUGCAUGUUUGCAUGUCACCCACAAAAAUCUAGUUGUAUUGAAAACAUUGAGGAAGCAGGUUGUAAAAGCUAACAGUGCUCAAAUUGAUACUGUGCAAUAGAGAUUUUUCACUGCUUCUAGAAAGCCUGGGACCUGUAAAGACAUCUUUUCUGUUCCAAGUUUAGCAAUGUUGUUAAUACAGUUAUUAAAAAAGAAAUAUUUUUUUCUUGUGCUAGGAUUCACCAUUAAUCUUGUCAGUAUACCAUAGGAACUGGUAUUUCUUGUUACAGUGAUCAUGUUAAUGAUCAAAGAUUACUUUGUGGUCAAACUCUCAUUCUUUCUGUGUUCAGAAUUCUUUCUGAACUCACCAAAGCAUCUGUUCAUCAUGGAACUCUUUGCUCACACUUCCACAGUUGGAGCACUUUAGUUUGAUUCCUUUUAAUGUUAAAAACCUCAUGUAAGGCACAUUAUCAAUGGUUGGGAUCUAGAGAGCUCCAUGCAUGCUCCUAAAACAGGAGGGCUUCCUGCUUUUCACCGACAUGGUGACAGAAGUCCCUCCACAGAUCUCCCGACCUGCAAGCAUGGGUUGCGAGGGGUGUUGGUGUUUUUGUUUUUGCUGGUAAUGUUAGAAGAAAUUAGCUGCUGUAGAAAUGGGGAGAGGGAAAGAGCCCAGCCCCACUGUGUGAAUGGAAGCUUGCGAGUAUGACCCACUGAACCUACCCCCCCCCCAAGUUUUCUCUUCCUUUCCCCAUUUGAAGGCUUGGCUGGUCCAGUGCCUUGAGAUGUGUACACAUUCUUAUGUGUUAACUGCUCACAUGGGAUUGCAACUAGCUUGCUGCCAUGGCUUCAGGCAAACUUAUUAUAAGUCUAAUAAAUAUUUUAAAAAUUCUGUGAAUUAUAAUGUAAACAGAAAAAAGACAAGGUAUUGGCACUGUGUGGCCCAAACCCAGGCUCUCCUGUUUAUUAAGAAAUCUUUGCCAGACAUUUAUUCGAAGUAUAUAUACUGGUGUUUUUUUUUUUUUCAAAGCUAGACCAAGCAAGGCCCAUUUGGUUUGACAUAAUUCAGUGCAGGUUUUGUGCCUUGACUACCCCACUGUGUCCACAGUAGACUUGUGGGUUUUAAAAAUCUUUUGUCAGCUAAUGCAUCUAAUGUUUUGCCUAUUGGAGAGAUUUUUUAAAAAAUAAUCCUUUUCUAGAAAUCCUUACUUUUAAAAAGAAAAUCCCGCGAAAAUGUUUUAUGAAAAAUUUUCUUUGGUAGUGGAGAAACCAGAUUUAAAUUUCUUCUUAGAGGAAUUGCAUCUAUUAAGACUUUCUAUGCUUUUUUCCCUUCAAUGAUUGUAAAUAUUGACUAUUUAUUAGAUUAGAGCCGUUGUUCUUUUCAUCUGAGCCAAAUGUUACUCGUGUGCAAUGUUUCCUCUCUUUUUCUAUGUCAUGUAAGAUAUUUUUGUAUAGCUGCAGAAGUAAAACUGAUUUCUCUAAACUUUUUGUAGAAUCAGCUCAACCUUGUUAAAUACUGUAGAUUCCUUUUCUUUGUAAUUAAUGCACUCUACUGUUCCAUAAUGCUGUAACUUGUAGAAAUAAUGUAUAUUUAUUUUCUGCUUAUUUAAGUUCUUGUAAAGUCUUUUUUCUUUUGUUUUCUUAGUAUAUAUGGAAAUAGUGAUUGAUCAGUUUAGAGCACUGUCUACUAAUUAAAGGUAGUUGUUGCUAUUUUAGAUAUUUUUAACCCCUUCUUUUCUACCAGUGUCUCUUGCCACCCACCCUAUCUUGUUAGGAUGUUCAAAUAUGAAAUGAAGGCAAGGAUUAGAAUUUCAGUGUGAAUUGGAGGAUAAAUCACACAUUCUCAAAACCACAUCCAGCAUGUCACUUGUAGCUUUUCUUAUAAAUUUGUUACAAAUAACAUUGUGGACUAAAGGUGACAUUCAAAGAACUUUAGGUAGAUUGAUGUGCAGUACUCAGAGCUAGUCUUUAAGAGUGAUCAACAUGCCCUGAAAUUUGUCACACAAACAUGCACACAUCCUCCAUCCCCAGAGAACUAAACUGCUUCCAGCAUCCCAUCUCAAAAUUAAACCUGUUUGGAAAAUUCAUUAGAUGCCCAUUCAAAUCCUUGUUGGUGCUUCGCGCUUCUUCCUUUAAUCAUGCUUGUAUUAAGGGCUUGUAAGACCUUAUCCCUUGACCGCUGUUUACAUAGAACAGGAUAUGACUGUUACCUCAUGAACAAGAAGUACCUACAGUUUAUUCAAGAACUACUAAAUUUUUAGGGAAAAAAUGAAUUUUUGCACCCUGGUUUAAAGACCACUAGUUACUGUAUGGCAGUGCCUCGUCAUCAGGUACAGACAUCAAUGUAGCACUGAUCUUGUACUGAUUAAUCACUAAUGUGUUUCAUAGAACCCAGCAUAUGUAGCAUUUUUAUUGCAGUUUCCCUGGCUUACUUGUGUUUUGCACUGAUAAAAUUUUGACAGGGUAAUUGCCACUUUACUUGUGCAAUACUGCUGUAAAUAACUGCAGAUCUUUUUUUAAGAUGCAAUCUUUUAUGUUCUUAAUAAUGAAUUUUAUAUGAAUAAAAAUUUCAACUAUU
This is a messenger RNA of Eublepharis macularius, 7098 nucleotides long. It is a transcript of the gene BCL2L11, whose product is annotated as BCL2 like 11. Bases 122 to 733 code for a protein of 203 amino acids. Gene Ontology annotation, biological process: meiosis I. The transcript has 4 exons. Lineage: Eukaryota; Metazoa; Chordata; Lepidosauria; Squamata; Eublepharidae. The record is from RefSeq and is a predicted model, not a curated record.